AUGCGCCUUGCGGCCACGGUUUCACUCCUUCUCCUCUCUUCUAUACCCGCGGCUUUCGCUUCAACAGAAGUAAAGCCCAAGCCGCUGCCAAAGCCACCAUGUACAAUCCACUCCACGUCCACAGGCUCCUUCUUUGACCUGCGACCCCUGCAGCUGACGGUCGACGGAACAAAAUAUCAGAGUGCGACCAACGAGUCCUUCCACACACGAGGCUAUGACUAUCCCGCCAACUUCACCUUGAACUUUUGCGGGCCGGUGGUGGAACCCCUGGUUGAUGUUGAGGGCAUACUUCCGUCAAGAGUCAAGAAUAUAUCGGCAUUUUACAAGGACCAAAAGGGGCGUAUUCACAGUAUCGGACAGCAGAAUGACGAGCUUAUCUUCCGGGGCAAGAAACUGCUUCUGAAUUACACCAUGGGCUCGCCUUGUCCCUCUCUGAGCGAGGAUGGGAUCCCACUCGACUCUGAUAGAGCGGCGAGCAAAGCCACCCACAGGCGCAAGUCGACUCUCCUGUCCUUUAUCUGCGAUACCUCGCCGAUUCUCUCAAACAGACCGGCCAUCUCGUUCCUCGGCUCUCCCGACCACUGCACCUACGUCUUCGAGGUGCGCUCGAGAGAUGCCUGCGGUGGUACCACACAGUCGGAAGAGAAGGGCACGCUGGGGCCGGGUGCAGUCUUCGGUGUCAUACUCGGCAUCGCAUUGCUCGUCUACCUGAUUGGAGGUAUUGUGUACCAGCGCAAUGUGAUGCACCAAAGAGGAUGGAAACAAGUGCCCAACUAUAGUGUCUGGGCUGGAUUGUUGAGCUUCAUUUCGGACAUGUUUGUCAUCCUCUUUUCCUCUUGCACGCAGCGCCUGCCAGGUGGAAUCACUCAACUCUUUGCCGGUCGAAGAGGCUACCAUCGUGUCGGGACCGACGAAAGGCCCGGUCAAGGUCGGUCUCCUGAAGAUGAGAACAGAUUGAUUGACCAGCUCGACGAAGAGUGGCAAGGCUAA
Exophiala spinifera is the source of this 990-nucleotide messenger RNA. RefSeq lists its product as uncharacterized. Lineage: Eukaryota; Fungi; Ascomycota; Eurotiomycetes; Chaetothyriales; Herpotrichiellaceae. The record is from RefSeq and is a predicted model, not a curated record. The transcript has 2 exons. Gene Ontology annotation, biological process: vacuolar transport. Bases 1 to 990 code for a protein of 329 amino acids.